GGCCUCCGUGUUGAAGCACACACGUUGUGGUGAGCCGACAAUUGAUUGAGGUCUUCAUAUCAUUUUGGAGCUGCCUCUCUUGUGUGGAGCCCGGAGCAUUGAUCUCAGGUAUCGACAAUGGGAAACGUGCAAGCUUCGACAGCACCGCCCGGUUCUCCUUCCGACUUUGCGCCACCGCCCCCUCCACCUCCCGAAGGAGAGAAAAAGGAUGCGAUCGUUCAAGACCUGCCAGAGAACCCGGGCUCCCUAGAGGACCUUCACAAGAAAGUCAAGGACUUGAUGCCGAUAUGUUUCGAAGGCGCUCGAGUUAUUGUGAAUAAGGGACUCAGCAACAACUUCCAAGUGUCGCACACCUUGAACAUGAGUAAUUUGACGCCGAAAGGCUAUCGAUUCGGAGCGACUUAUGUCGGCAAGACCCAUUAUACGCCGGAGGACGCUUCCCCGAUCCUCAUGGGUGACAUCGAUCCAUCGGGAAAUCUCAAUGCCCAGUGCGUAUCUCAAUUAUCUCGGAGACUGCGAGGGAAGAUGGUCGCUCAGGUCCAAGAUAAUAAAUUCGUGACCACGCAAUUCUCCGGCGAGUACACGGGAAUAAAUUAUACGGCGACACUCUCGGCCGGUAACCUUGAUUUCAAGUCGCGGUCAGGGGUUCUGGUUGCUCAGUACCUACAAAAUAUCCAGCCGAGAGUCGCUCUUGGUGCCGAGUACGCUUACCAGUACGCACCGCAGAUACCAGGUGGCGGAGUUUCGGUUCUAUCCCUGGCCGGCAGAUACACCGGCGAGCAGUGUGUCAUCGCUGGCACUUUGGGUAUGGUUUCAGCUCACGCAUCGUACUAUCUCCGAACUAACUCAAGCACACAAGUUGGGGUUGAGGUCGAAACGAACUAUCGUAUCGGAGACAGCGUGGCGACGCUCGCCUAUCAAAUGGAUCUGCCAAAGGGAAAUAUGGUAUUCCGAGGCAUGGUAGAUUCCACCUGGACGGUGGGAGCCGUAAUGGAGAAAAGAUUGGCCCCUCUGCCGUUCACCUUCUGUAUGUCGGCCAUGUUGAAUCACGUGAAGGGAUCCUCACGCAUCGGCUUGGGUCUCAUAAUUGGUUAAAUCGAUUCUGUCUGCUAAAGACAAAUGGAGAUCGAACAAAACUAUUGUUGAUUGGUGGCUCGAUGCGGAACCCAAAAGUGUGUCUCGUGGAGUCGAGAAAAACUAGAUCGGUGUGUGAGAGCGGAGGAGCGAGAGCAUUUCUCACGCUCUGUCGGCCGACUUCUGGAUCUCGUUCAAGAGAAGAAACCUGAUGCGAGGUUGACUGUGGAAUUGAUUUCGUGACGAAGUAUUUGGAUUAAUCGGUCUGUCGCCAAUAGGGUUCCAGAAGCGCUGUCGGUUCCAAGCCUGCGUGAGUUCAACGAUCGAGUGGUUAGAAUGCGUCGAUAUGCAGAAAAGUACAUUUAAGAUGAAAGUGAGCGACUUAGUUGAAAAAUGCCGGUCAAUGAGGGGAGGGAGAUGCUUUCCUUCUGCUGGGGAAUUUGACAAACUAUCGCUGACCGUGAAUUUUUGUAGUAGAAACGCGUACAAGGAAAUAAAUGUAUAUCUAGAGCACAUUUUUUCUAAGAAAA
Molecule: messenger RNA, 1604 nt
Organism: Galendromus occidentalis (western predatory mite)
Lineage: Eukaryota; Metazoa; Arthropoda; Arachnida; Mesostigmata; Phytoseiidae
Product: Translocase of outer membrane 40
Exons: 6
Coding region: 118-1095 (325 amino acids)
Biological process (GO): protein import into mitochondrial matrix
Cellular component (GO): mitochondrial outer membrane
Molecular function (GO): transmembrane protein transporter activity
Source: RefSeq, a predicted model, not a curated record